Molecule: messenger RNA, 1580 nt
Organism: Galendromus occidentalis (western predatory mite)
Lineage: Eukaryota; Metazoa; Arthropoda; Arachnida; Mesostigmata; Phytoseiidae
Exons: 9
Coding region: 152-1303 (383 amino acids)
Source: RefSeq, a predicted model, not a curated record
ACUGCACACGACAGCGGGCCACUGUAGUUUCCGCGGAUGAAAUACACAAGUUCUUUUUUCCGCAUCUACUGGUUAACAGUCGAUGCCGGCGGUUUUCUCGAGUGAUAGUUUUGUACAUAAUUCGAGCGGCACGCGGGAAGCCUGAGGUAAGAUGCACGUCACAGCGAUAUUGUGCACUUCGGCUCGCACGAUAUCGCGGAGCACCGUCGCGGCUCAAACGAAACCCAUUGUGAAGCCUCAGAGCGCGCAAAUAAAUGAAGAUAGGAAGUAUCGGAUGCGCCCUAUCAGCGAAUUGCAGACCGAGAAGAAACAGGUGUACUAUAAGGAGCGUACGAUAAAAGUGCUCGCGUGCAAGGACCUGUACCCUGAAUGGAAACGAUCGAAGCCAGGCUGGGAACGCGUGAAUCCGAAUGGUUGUGAGCUCGACGUGCCUUUUAUCCACACCGGGCUCGACAGAGGCCGUAAAGAAGCUCCCACAAUCGUUGCCAUUCAUGGAUCGCCUGGGACACAUCGUGACUUCGAUGGACUUAUCCCGGCUAUGGACAACAUUGGAGCAAAUGUUAUUGUUCCAACAUUCCCGGAUCUCCGCUACUCGAUGCAGACUCAGAAUUUCUGGCACUCCCUAGAAGAGAAGACAGAUCUGCUGCAGUCGUAUCUGCAAGCCCUCGGAAUACAUGAAGUUGACGUGUUGAUUUGUCACUCGUCGGCAAUGUACUCGGCGAUCCAGGUGGCUCUCAACUCAAGCAUCAAAGUGAAUUCCCUGGUAUUUUUCGCUCCGGCUGGCUGCCGUCAGCUCACGCAAUUGAGUCCCCUGCCGUUGUUCCACUGGUACAACAGACAUUUCCGCAAACCCUACGUACAAAAGAUCAUGAUGGGUUUGGCUGUCGGUAUUAUCAAAGUUUACUCGAAGCCGUCCACCGACACCGUUGGUACCGUGACCUCGAUGAUAACGAUGGUGCAGAGUGGCUACGAUGACGCCGAACCGUGGUGUAGGGAGCUACACGAGAGAGGUGUUCCGUCGUUGCUCAUGUACGGCAAACGGGACAAAUUGAUCGACGUGGCUAUUUCUGAAGAAAUGGCCGGUUUCAUAGGGAAUCCCCACAAAGAAACUUAUUACGUCUACGAAGGCGAGGAUGAUACCAAAGCGAAACUCGCCGUUGAAGGAGUCUCAAAUUUCGUGUUACCUGAAGUGGUCUGCUUCGAACGAGGCUCUCAUUUCGCCUUCCGGAAAUUCCCCGGGACCUAUAACUACCACGUCGGGAACUUCCUUCAGCGACACAUCCGAGAAAAACUCGGGAAAUGAGGCUCAGGUUUUGGAUAACAUAAAAAAGUGGUGCAUCUGCGAGGGAACAACGGUGGCGAACGAAGCUACCCUAUUUUCAAUGUGAUCUUUACUAAUAUAAGAAUCGGUGUUCUGAAAACGAAUCGAAUUUCGGGUACAGAGUUCUGUUCUCCGGAUGGUGCCUUCUAUGGAUUUGUGGGAGCGCCGUGGUCGAGUCGCUGACAUGAUGAUCAUGCAUUGCCGAUUCUUCAAGGGAGAAAAUGGGAAACGCCGGAGGGCUGUGAUCGGGUGCUCGGGA